CGAAAGACCUCCAACACAAAAAAAACCCUACCACCUUUUGCAGCCAUUUCCAAGCAAUUGGGUGCAAACCGUUUGUAUCUUUUUUUUCUCCUUCAUUUGAUACAAUGUUAAAAAGACCAGCUCCCGAGUCUCCAGGGCAGCCAUCGAAACGCCGCCGCCCAAAUACUUUACCUCACAUCACUCGACUUAGUGACGAACUUCUUCUACGCAUUGCGUCCUUCUUACACAUUAACGACCUCGCUUCCUGCCAGAGAGUUUCGAAACGGUUUCAACGAAUUGCUCGCGAUGACCAGAUUUGGAAAGCACUAUUUUACGCUCGAUUUGUACGCCCAAGAGCAUCACGUAUUCCGGGCCUUGCGCGCGCGCCCCCUUCAAGCUUACAUUAUUCAUCGCGGAAUUCUCGAUGGCUCCAAGAUGAAGGACUUGCAAGAGCUACUGGAACAAAGUGGAAGGAGUUGUAUAGGUUAAGGCAUAAUUGGAAUAGAGGAUCCUGCAGUGUUAGUCAAAUCAUUAUCGCGGAAAAUCCGCCGCUUCCACCGCCGAUACCGCCACUGAUGAUUAGGGGAUUGGUCUUUACAGUCGACCCCACCAGUGGUCUGAGAAUUUGGAGACUGGAACACAGAGGUGUUCCAGACAUUGGUCUGGAUCUCUAUCAAGGCUCUCUAGGAUUCGAAAGAUACGGCGUGCCCACCGCACUUGCCAUCGAUGAGGAUAGCGAUGUUAAACAGGUCGUGAAUGUCACAGUCGGAUUUGAAAAUGGGGGCUUUGGAUUGUAUCAGCUGGACACAGCCACUGGAUCAUUACCAAAGCUGACCUUUGAAUAUUCUUACGCUGGGCCCGCUCCUUCUGCGGGAGACAGCCGUUCACAAGGGCUGAUGAUCACUUCUAUGGCUUAUUGUUCACCAUACCUGCUAACAAUGUCAUCCUCGCAGCUGCUCACAGUCUAUCGGUUCAGCGGAUCAGCCGACAGAGGCAGCAGCAGCACUGAGAGGGAUUUCAGCAAGGAUUUACCGAUACCAGAAGGCCGCAUGAUGCAUGCACCGAAAAUCCUCUCAUCUUUGCGGUCACAUACAGUUUGGCCCCCCCUAUCACUCUCGCUACGACGAUCAGCGCAAAAGUCCAUGAUUGCUAGUAUUGCGUACGCAUUCCCGCUUCACAUCUCAGGUUGGUCCGUAGGGAUCCAAGAACUCCGCUUUACGGAUGACGCGGAUACUGUGGUGGAGUCAAGGAUUGCAACGGCAGUGCCCACCAGUUUCACUCCGUUCGGUACAACCACUUCCGGAGGAUCGUCACCCGUGGGGUCUCCAGCCCCGCCCACGGAAGGAGGGGGUGGUAUUGGGUCCAGGUCCAGAUCACAACAAAAUAUAAACAAUGAUACACCUCUGGCUCAGCCUUCGUCUAUCUCGUACACCCAUCCAUACCUCUUAGCCUCGCAUGCCGAUAACACCCUCACUCUCUACAUGGUAAAAUCGAAUGCUGCAUCAUUGUCCAUAGAGCCCGGGCAGCGUUUGUGGGGUCAUACGUCUUCGGUCUCUACUGCCCAAGUGAGUGGCCGUGGUAAAGCAGUUUCUCUCUCUAAGAGAGGCUCCGAGCUUCGUGUUUGGGAACUAGAAGGUGGAGUAUCAGAACGUCGGAGGUUGAAUGCUAGCGUCAAGGUGGAGCCACAAGUUUCUCGGCAGACCGGCGCAAGAAGCCACUGGAGAGUCGAUGAUGUGGGAUGGCUUGGUGGAUUUGAUGAAGAAAAAGUGGUGGUGUUGAGGGAGCAAGACGAAGGGAGACGUGCACUGAUUGUUUACGAUUUUACUCUCUAA
Tuber melanosporum (Perigord truffle) is the source of this 1811-nucleotide messenger RNA. RefSeq lists its product as uncharacterized. Gene Ontology annotation, molecular function: protein binding. The record is from RefSeq and is a predicted model, not a curated record. Lineage: Eukaryota; Fungi; Ascomycota; Pezizomycetes; Pezizales; Tuberaceae. Gene Ontology annotation, biological process: SCF-dependent proteasomal ubiquitin-dependent protein catabolic process. Gene Ontology annotation, cellular component: SCF ubiquitin ligase complex. The transcript is spliced from 3 exons. The coding region runs from base 105 to 1811 and encodes 568 amino acids.